AUGAAGAGUCGCUUCCCAUUUCUCUUACACAAUUCCCUGUAUUUUAUACUGAUAUUCUUCAGUCAAUUCCCUUUCGUUUUCACUGAUGAUAAUCGCACAGAAUGGUUCACUAACUGCACCAAUUUAUUCAGCUGCGGAGGAAUCAACACCGGGGAUUUCCCCUUCUGGGGCGGCAACCGUCCCCGGGAAUGCGGCCAUCCCGGAAUGAAGCUCGAUUGCGACAACGACACUCCGGUCAUAGAAAUCAUGUCCGUAAAAUACCGGGUUCUCGAAAUCAAUCCCGAUUCCCAAAUCCUCAGGAUUAUCCGACAAGAUUUCGGGCCGACCGAUCUUUGUCCGGAUAAAUUUAUAAACACCACCCUGGAUUACAACAUAUUUGAGUAUAGUCCUGGAUACCUAAAUGUUACAGUCCAAUAUGGAUGCCCGCUUUUGUAUAUCCAGAUUCCGUCGAUGUUGACUUGUACUGUAAACGGAACAACUUACCAGAAUGGUUAUGUUGUUCCAGGGGCACAGGGCCCUGGUUCAUGUCAGGCUAGUGUUUUCUUUCCGAUUCGCAGCACAAGUUUUGGAGUAAUGCAAGAGAUGCCGAAUAUCGGACAGUUAAUCGACAGAGGAUUCGAAUUGAGGUGGAAAUUAGAUGGAACAGGAUGCAAAGAGUGCAAAAAUUCGCGUGGAAGUUGCGGAUAUGACCUGAAAUCCGGUCAGUUUACAUGCUUAUGUCCGUCCGGUGAGUCCUCUGGUUCCAGUGAAUGCAGCAGAUCAAAUGUAUCAAUAUCUGGUGGUGAUCAAUAUCGCAGUGAAUCUCUGUCUACUCUGAAUUCAGAUUUUGUUUCAAGUAGCCCUGAACUUUAUCAGAAGUGCCCGAAUUCGUUCAGCUGCGGUGACAUCACAGAAAUCGGCUACCCCUUCCGGGUAAAGGACGAUCCUGAAUACUGCGGGUAUCCCGGUUUAGAGCUGAGAUGUUACCAGAGCAAGAAUGAUGGCCCUGUAACAAGAAUUGAGAUCAACAACAUGGCGUAUCGGGUCUUGGACAUCAACCCACAAUCCCAAAUCAUGAGGAUUGCCAGAGAAGACGUGAUGGAAGCCAAUUGUCCGACGGAAUUAGUAAACACGACUUUGGAUUACGCGCUCUUCGAUUACGCAACUCCGGCGAAUUACACAAACCUGACAUUUCUCUACGGUUGUCCCAUGUCCAAUCUCGGGCUAAACCCUUUUACUCCAUGUGGGAACAACGGCGCCGGUAGCGUGUACGUGUUGCCUGCCGGAACUGUGGGUCCAGCAAGGUGUAACUCGAGUGUGAUAUAUCCGGUGGCUCAAACAGGGGAUGGAGGAUCCUUUAAUUAUACGGGUUUGGACCAGAUUCUCCGGCGAGGAUUUGACGUCAGGUGGAAAGUGGAUAGCAGGAUUUGCGGUGAAUGCAGUGCAUCCAACGGGAAAUGUGGGUACAAUUUUGUCACGAAUCAAACCAAUUGCUAUUGCCCCAACCCGCCAAAUGUAGAAGCGGUGGCUUGCUCGGUAUCAUCAACUUCACCAUCCUCUAGAGGUAAUCCUACAAUUCUCACCCUUUAA
Messenger RNA from Oldenlandia corymbosa var. corymbosa, 1569 nucleotides. NCBI's taxonomy places the organism in Eukaryota, Viridiplantae, Streptophyta, Magnoliopsida, Gentianales, Rubiaceae. The record is from the annotation of a GenBank genome assembly.